Tripterygium wilfordii is the source of this 911-nucleotide messenger RNA. RefSeq names its product succinate dehydrogenase subunit 6, mitochondrial. The transcript is spliced from 3 exons. Bases 130 to 540 code for a protein of 136 amino acids. The record is from RefSeq and is a predicted model, not a curated record. NCBI's taxonomy places the organism in Eukaryota, Viridiplantae, Streptophyta, Magnoliopsida, Celastrales, Celastraceae.
AUAAUUGACAGGCGAUUUCGUGAUUUCGAUUGGGGGAGCGGGUCUUAGCUUUUUGUAGGCUCUUCAUUCUUGAACACAGUGGUGCGAAUCGGACUGGGAAUCGGAGAGGCAGAAAGUGUAGAUUUAAGAAUGGGAGAUUCCGCAAAAGAGACCAAAUCCUUCUUGAGGGAGACGUUUUCGUUCCUUGAAAACUAUACACGGUUCAUAGAUCAGCCCCUGCCUCGCUGGUCGUCCUCCGAUGUGGACGAGUUCAUCGCCUUCGAUCCAGUUCAUGGCCCCGUCCUGAAAACUGCCAAGGAAGCAACAAAGUUUGGCAUUACAGGAAGCAUUAUCGGAGCUGUUUCAACUGCUGGUAUUGCUUGGAAAUACUCAAGGAGUCUGCAUGGUGCUGGGCUGUCCUUUCUAGCUGGAAGUGUUUUUGGUUGGACCUUUGGACAGGAAGUUUCAAACCACGCUAUGCAACUUUACAGGUUAAACACCUCUGCUGCACAGACUAAGUUCGUCGAGUGGUGGCAAAACAAAUGUGAGAGGCAGUCUUAACUCAACUUGCUGUUGGACUUAUUCUCAAAACUUUCUUUUCAGAUCUGCAAUAAUAAUUAAAUGUGCGCGUAGAAAUCUGAGGGUUUGCCUUUGCCUUACAUUGGAACAUCUCACCCCAAGUUAGAAGGUCAGGAUCAUUUGUAUUCCUUUUCUUGGAGAGAAUCAAUAAGAAUGCAACUUCUUACGGUUCAUGUUAAUCUUGGCAGUUUCUUUGUUCUGAUGAUGGAGAUUUUUGUUGUAGAGCCUAUGGCUCUUGGAUGACAUGCUAGUAGAAACAGGUUAUAAUGGGAUUGUAGUGGAAACUUAUGGACUGUGCACCCAGAGUUUGGUGCUUGUUUUGUUGGCUUUAAUAUAGAUCUGUUGGAUCUCGA